CUCACUCAGUCACUCACAGCCACAAUGGCCAAGUUCCUGACCCAGGAUCAGAUUAAUGAGUUCAAAGAGUGUUUCUCUCUCUACGACCGACAACGCAAAGGGAAGAUCGGAGCCCAGGAGCUGAUCACUGUGAUGCGCUGCCUCGGCUCAAGCCCCACCCACUCUGAGGUCCAGCGCCACCUGCUGAGCCACAGCAUAGAUCGCAGCGGAGAGCUGGACUUUUCCACCUUCCUGACUAUCAUGCACCAGCAGCUCCAGCAGGAGGCGCCAGAGGAGGAGAUCCUGGAGGCCCUGAGGAUGGCCGACAAGGAGCAGAAAGGCUUCGUCCGAGCGUCCGAGCUGCGAGCGACGCUCACCGGCCACGGAGAGAAGCUGACCCACAAGGAAGUGGACGAGCUGCUGAAGGAGGCGGGCGUCGGGGCGGACGGCCGCGUCCACUGUGAGCAGUUUGCUAAAGCAGUGACGCGUUCGUCUGUGAAGCGCUGACAUCAUCGCUGACAUCAUCGCUGACAUCACCAUGUUUUUAUGAUGUUUAAUGAAACACGUCUCUGUUGUGUUGGCUCAGUUUUUCCAGUGUUAUUGGGAUCAUUCAGUUUUUUGAUUUGAGACUCAACUAAAUAAAAUCUGUGUCACUUUAUGUCUACAAUA
Solea solea (common sole) is the source of this 648-nucleotide messenger RNA. It is a transcript of the gene calml4b, whose product is annotated as calmodulin-like 4b. Gene Ontology annotation, molecular function: calcium ion binding. The transcript has 5 exons. The record is from RefSeq and is a predicted model, not a curated record. Bases 25 to 486 code for a protein of 153 amino acids. Lineage: Eukaryota; Metazoa; Chordata; Actinopteri; Pleuronectiformes; Soleidae. Gene Ontology annotation, cellular component: myosin II complex.